UACACAUGACUUACACAUUGUUUGCUGUGAACUGACUCGCGAUGACUGAUGUGAUGGCAAUCAGUGAUCACAUCAGGACUUAUGCUGUGAUUCCCGCCGCCGGAAGAGGUCUACGAUUGGCCGAAGACUCAUCGCUUCCCAAACAAUACACCAUUGUUUGUGGCAAACCAUUGAUUUAUCACACAAUCAACGCAUUCCUCCGAAUCAAAUGGAUCGACAAAUUGAUUGUUGUCUUCGACGCCGAGAACUCGAAACUAAUGGAGGAAAUCGUCGGAUCGAUUGGUCAC
This is a messenger RNA of Medioppia subpectinata, 287 nucleotides long. NCBI's taxonomy places the organism in Eukaryota, Metazoa, Arthropoda, Arachnida, Sarcoptiformes, Oppiidae. The record is from the annotation of a GenBank genome assembly.